GGAAAGCCCUCUUUUUCUUGGACUGCUGACGCGUACAAGAGUCUACGCGCUGCCCUGAAGAGAAGCAGCUUUUUUCCGCCUCCACCAUGUUAUUUUCUGUUUUAGUCUUAGUAACACUGAUUUCAAAGGCUGAGUGUUAUUUUGCUGAGGAAAAGUUCCCGGAGGAGUCGAAGAUGCAGCCUCCCACCGUGGUGAUCGCGAUCAUAGCCAGGAACACCGCUCAUUCCCUGCCUUACUACCUCGGAGCUUUGGAGAGGCUCAACUUCCCCAAAGACCGCAUCUCUGUGUGGGCGGCCACAGAUCACAACUCGGACAACACCACAGCCAUGCUGAGAGAGUGGCUUACUGUCAUGCAGAGCUUUUACCAUUAUGUUGAGUGGAGGCCAAUGGAACAGCCAACGUCUUAUGUGGGAGAGCUGGGUCCAAAGCACUGGCCCAACAGUAGAUAUGAGUAUGUGAUGAAGCUGAAGCAGGCAGCUCUGAACUUUGCCAGAAAGCGUUGGGCCGACUACAUACUGUAUGCUGAUACUGACAACAUCCUCACCAACCCAGAAACCCUCAACCUGCUGAUUGCAGAGAACAAGUCAGUCAUCGCCCCUAUGUUAGAUUCCCAGGGAGCAUACUCCAACUUUUGGUGUGGAAUCACACCACAGGGGUAUUAUCGCCGAACGGCAGAGUACUUCCCAACACGUUACCGUCACAGACAUGGCUGCUUCCCCGUGCCGAUGGUCCACAGCACGCUGCUGCUGGAUCUGCGGAAGGAAGACAUGAAGAAACUGGCUUUCUACCCUCCUCAUAAAGAUUAUUCAUGGCCCUAUGAUGACAUCAUUGUUUUUGCCUUCUCCUGCCGUGCUGCAGAGAUACAGAUGUAUGUGUGCAACAAGGAGCGCUAUGGCUACCUGAACGUUCCGGCCAAACCUUAUUUCACACUGGAGGACGAUCAGCUAAACUUUGUCCACGUCCACCUGGAGUCACUGAUUGAUGGGCCUGCCAUGUAUCCCUCGCGGUAUGUUCACAUGUUCCCGAAGCAGAGAGACCUGAUGGGAUUUGAUGAGAUCUAUCUGAUUAACCUGCGACGCCGACCUGACCGCAGAGACAGGAUGUUGUACUCCCUGAAUGAGCUGGAGGUUGACGUCAAAGUGGUGGAUGCUGUGGAUGGAAACGCACUGAACAGCAGUGACAUUAAGUUCCUGGGUGUGGACCUUCUGCCAGGCUACUAUGACCCUUUCUCUGGACGUACCCUGACCAAGGGAGAGGUGGGCUGCUUCCUCAGCCACUACUACAUCUGGAAGGAGGUUGUGGACAUGCAGAUGGAUAAAGCUCUGAUUUUUGAAGAUGACGUUCGCUUCGAAGCAAACUUCAAGCGCAGAGUGCUCCGGCUAAUGGAGGAGAUAGAGCAGGUGGAGCUGGACUGGGACAUAAUAUACCUUGGCAGGAAGCAGGUGAAUCCUGGGAAGGAGGAGGCGGUGGAGAAUGUUAGGAACCUGGUGGUGGCAGACUAUUCGUACUGGACUCUGUCCUAUGCCAUCUCUCAGCAGGGAGCCCAAAAGCUGCUCAAUGCUGAGCCGCUCUCUAAGAUGCUCCCCGUUGACGAAUUCCUUCCCAUUAUGUAUGACAAACAUCCCAAUGAAGACUACAAAUCCCACUUCCCAAACAGAAACCUGCAAGCCUUUAGCACGCGCCCUCUUCUGGUGCAGCCGUGUCACUACGCCGGUGAUCCUCAGUGGGUGAGCGACACAGAGACCUCCACUCUGUGGGAUGAUGACUCUGUAAGGACUGAUUGGAGGGGCUCCCAUAAAACACUAAAGGGGGCUGCGCCACCACCUGAGAUGCUCUCAGCUUCUUACAGGGACGAACUCUAGUGCGAGGAGGCUGUGGGGUCAGAGAGACAGACCCUGAAAGGACAACUUAAUGACAGAUUUCCUUUCAUUCCAGUGAGUUCGAUGUUUCAGGCAGGCUCAGUUUCCUUUGAGCUGGACAUUUGGAGUUCCCAUUCAUGUUGGAGGUGUGUGGUGCUUGAUAGAUGAUCUUUUUGGUUAUUUAUUGAGGCUCUUUGUAGCAAUACGCUAUAAAGUUAUGCAGAAACUUGCACAACAUGUGUUCCUCAAUCAUUUAUGUGAUUUUUUUAUUUUAAGUUUUUUGUUUGUUUAUUAGCUUUUGUUUACAGAUUUAUUGUUUUCUCUUUAGCAUGCGUGUUAUACAUCAUAUGUUUGAUGUAUGAUGGUGGUGAUUGUACCUGAGCUCAAAGCUUUUGGGGGAUUUCAUCUCUAAGUCUUUGGAAAAGUCAGCUGAUAACCAUAUCCUUUUAGUAUAAAAUGUCUGCAUAAAAAUUUUUCAGUUAUGCUCUCUUCCACUGUGGGAGUGUGACAGAGUGAACUGCAGCUGCGACAAAGCUCUGAUUCUCAAUGUUUCUACAGCAAUGACAGUUUCAAAUCUUCGACAUGUGAUGGUUUAGCAGUUUCAUAAGGUGUUCAGGAUUGUGUUCAUCAAACUAUGUAUUUUUACUCAGAAAACUGAAUGUUACAUUAGAUUAGAUUAGAUUCAACUUUAUUGUCAUUACACAUGUACAGGUACAAGGCCACGAAAAGCAGUUUAGGUCUAACCAGAAGUGCAAAAGCAGCAAGUGCAGGAUAAAUAAUGGUUCCUUAAAUACACGACAUGGGUAUUUCUACUGAAUGAGUAUAGAGAUGAAUACUAUUAUAAAUAAUGAAUACAUGAGACAGUCUUAAAGCAUUUCUUUAAACAAGUAAUGAUUGGAUUGAGCUCUGUGUU
This is a messenger RNA of Cyprinodon tularosa, 2772 nucleotides long. RefSeq names its product cerebral endothelial cell adhesion molecule (gene cercam). Bases 87 to 1862 code for a protein of 591 amino acids. The record is from RefSeq and is a predicted model, not a curated record. The transcript has 12 exons. Lineage: Eukaryota; Metazoa; Chordata; Actinopteri; Cyprinodontiformes; Cyprinodontidae.